Molecule: messenger RNA, 2186 nt
Organism: Mytilus californianus (California mussel)
Lineage: Eukaryota; Metazoa; Mollusca; Bivalvia; Mytilida; Mytilidae
Product: pyridoxal kinase-like
Exons: 11
Coding region: 197-964 (255 amino acids)
Biological process (GO): pyridoxal 5'-phosphate salvage
Cellular component (GO): cytosol
Molecular function (GO): pyridoxal kinase activity
Source: RefSeq, a predicted model, not a curated record
AACGAAGAAUGUCGUGUACUGUCGAUACAAAGUACUGUCGUGUUUGGAUACGUCGGAAACAAGAGUGCUUCAUUCCCAUUACAGGUCCUUGGUUUUGAUGUUAGUACAAUAAACUCAGUACAAUUUUCUAACCAUACAGUACAAUGGUAAUAAAGAAGUCUGAUAACAGAUUUUCUAUUUAUAUCCUAAAGCAAUCAUGUGCUCAGGUUAUGGAAAAUUCAAAGGACAAGUUUUGAAUGAUGAGGAUGUUGAAUGUUUAUAUGAAGGUCUUAAAGAAAACAAUAUACACAACUUUACUCAUUUACUGACAGGGUACAUAGGAUCCAAAUCUUUCCUACAGAAGGUUGGAGAUAUAAUAAAAGAUAUGAAGAAAACAAAUCCUACACUGACAUAUGUGUGUGAUCCAGUGAUGGGAGACAAUGGUAAAAUGUAUGUUCCAGAGGAGUUGUUACCUGUAUAUAAAGAAACCAUAAUUCCUCUAGCUGAUAUCAUUACACCAAACCAAUAUGAAGCUGAAUUGUUGACAGGGAGAUCUAUAAGCAAUGAAGAAGAUGCUCUGCUGGCAAUGGAAGAUCUCCACAACAUGGGCCCACAGACUGUUGUUAUUAGUAGUAGUAAACUUGGAAGUAAUGGUACAAUAAUGAGCCUAGCUAGCACAGUUAAAAAUGGCUGCAAAGAAAAAUUCAAGAUAGAGUUUAAACUCUUACCAGCCAGAUUUGUAGGAACUGGUGAUUUAUUUGCAGCCUGCUUAAUGGCAUGGAUGCAGACAGAUAAAAAGUUACAGGUAGCUUUAGAGAAAACUUUAUCUACCUUACAAGCUGUGAUUAAAAGAACACUCACGUAUGCUCAAGAACAAGCAGGGCCUGGUAAUACACCAAACUCAGCACAGAUGGAACUAAGACUAGUACAAAGUAAAAAAGACAUUGAGAACCCUAACAUUAUCUAUAAAGCUGUGCCACUUUGAUGAAGGGCUAUUGUUAGAUAUUUAUUUAUUGUUAAACUAGUGAAUCCAUUCCAUCAUCAUAACACAGAUACAUGUUCAUAGCUUCCAAUGAUUCUUGACAUAUAACCUCAUUAUUCCAUAGCAAAUGAACCUUUCGAAAAUGCUUAGUCAGUUAUGAAAUAGUAGUGAGCAAAUAUGAUCAAAACACCGUUAAUUUACAAAAUCAUCUAUGAGUUCAGAUUUCUGGUGAUGAUGAAUUUAUUCUCUUCUCUAAUAUUGUCUAAAUUGAAGUGAAGAAAAUUAAAUAGAAAUUUUACUGUUAUAUAUAUUAUUAGUUUAGAUGCAGAUCUUUAUUCAUUUCCUCCAAUGUAACAUUGUCAGUGAGUUAGCAGGUUAGAGUGUCAUUAAACCAUUGUAUAUAUAUAUAUAUAUAUAUAUAUAUAUAUAUAUAUAAAGAUGUUGUUUUUAAGAGAGGCACUAAUUUCGACCAAAACAAUUGUAUGCUGUGUCUUCCUGCUUUUCUUAAUAAAGUGUACUAGAUUGGUGUAAGAUUAACACUGAAUCAACAAAAAAUUAGAAUUUAUCAUAUUUGCUAUUAUACAAUAUUCAACCUGUUAUGUUUUACUUUUAGCUGCUUUUUAAAAAUGUUUCUGUCAAACUUAACAAGUAGAUGUAGGUACCUUUGAUUCAUAUCUAAUUUGCUGUUUAAAUAAAACCAAUUUAGGCUUAGUCGUGGGUCUCAUUGGGGUGUAGUGUAAUUGUGAUCCAGGAUUAGCUAUUUUUUGUAAGCAUUACAUGUGAAAGUCAAAAUAUUUGGUGUGAAAAAGGGAAACAAAGUCGGGCGGGACACAUGCAAUUACAAACCCUAUUAUUAUAAUGAUAAGUGGGAUACAGGAUUUUGACAAAACAAUAAUUGAGAUCCAGGAUCAAACCCCCCAAUGAGACCCCCUUAGUCAUUUAUUUUAUUCUAUUAUAUUUUUUAAUUUAUUACAAUAAGCCAAAAUUAUAUUUCCUGACAACAAAACCAGUCUGGUUCUACAGAACAAACUCAAAUUGGUAAAUUAAAAUGAUAUUUUCAUUGAAGUGCACUUCAAAUUAUGAGGGUCCUAUAUCACAGAAUUAGGUGCACUGCAUUGUCAUUAUUUACUUUACAAUUGUAUUUAUUGAAUGCUUGUGACAUUUUAUUUCAUCAGAACAAAAAGAUGCUGUUGAUAUAUUUUUAUAAAAAUAAUUAACAAUUGAA